CACAACCCCGACCUCCUUCAGGUGAAGAAGAGUAACGAUGAUGCGAAUGGAGAUCGCGAAGCUGAACUUUCUCAGUUGUUCUCCGAAGAAGAUGAAGUGAAGAUAUUUUUUGAGACGUUGGAUGAAGAAUUGGAUAAAGUGAACGAGUUUUACGGAAAUAGAGAGAAUGAGUUUGUGGAGAGAGGGGACAGUCUGAAGGAGCAGCUCGGAAUUCUGCUGGAAUUCAAGCGGAUUCAUGAGGAUCGCCGCCGUAAAACUUCGCCGCCGGGAACUUUCUCCCGUUCCUCCUCCUUCUCUCCCCGUCACUCCAAUUUUUCCGAGAACACAGAGUCAGGAGAAGUAACGGAGACGGAGGAAGCGAUCGCGGCGCUGGAAAGGCACGGGGUGACGUUCGUAAACGGCGGCGUGAGAGGGAAGACGAAGAAGGGGAAGCCGAAGAUGGCGCUGCGGUUGGAGAUUCCGGCGACGACGCCGACGCGGACGAUCUCAGCGGUGAUGGGGAUGCUGUGGGAGGAUCUUAUAAACAACCCCAAAAAGGACGCGGCCGGCGACUCCAUCAACCGGAAGAAGAUCCAGUGGGCCGAGAAGAUGAUCCGCGGCGCCUUCGUUGAGCUAUACAAAGGCCUCGCCCUCCUCAAAACUUUCACUUCCCUCAACAUGAAGGCAUUUGUAAAGAUUCUCAAGAAAUUCGACAAGGUGGCGAACCAGAAGGCGUCGCCAAGGUAUCUUCAAGAGGUGAAGAGAUCACCCUUUAUGAGCUCCGAUAAGGUGGUAAGACUGAUGGACGAAGUGGAAUCCAUAUUCACACAGCACUUCGCCAGCAAUGACAGGAAAAAGGCAAUGAAAUAUUUGAGGCCUCAGCAGCCUAAAGAUUCCCACUUCGUCACCUUCUUUGUUGGUCUGUUUACAGGUUGCUUCGUGUCAUUGUUUAUUGUGUACGCAACAUUGGCUCAUUUGUCUGGUGUCUUUUCUCGUCCAAAUGAAGUUUCUUAUAUGGAUGCUGUCUAUCCUGUUUUCAGCAUGUUUGCACUCCUAAGCUUGCACAUGUUCAUGUACGGUUGCAAUUUGUUCACGUGGAAACAUGCGAGGAUCAAUUACAACUUCAUUUUCGAGUUUCACUCCAAUACUGCCCUCAAGUACCGUGAUGCUUUUCUUAUAUGCACCACCAUCAUGACUGCUGUGGUUGGAGCUCUGGUCGUUCAUUUGAUUUUAGGACUCACUGGCUUCUCACCUGCCCAAGUUGACUCCAUUCCUGGACUUCUUCUUCUCAUUUUUGUUGUCCUUCUCGUAUGCCCAUUUGACAUAUUCUACCGCCCGACACGCUACUAUUUCAUCCGGGUGUUUCGUAACAUAAUUUUCUCUCCUUUUUACAAGGUUCUGUUAGUUGACUCUUUCCUGGCAGACCAACUAACAAGCCAGAUCACUCUGCUGAGGCUCAUGGAAUCCGCCAUCUGCUAUUUCUUUGCGGGAACCUUUGGCACGCAUCGAAGCGAAAUCUGUAAAUCUGGGAGAUUAUACUGGGAGUUGGCUUACCUUAUCUCAUUUUUGCCUUACUAUUGGCGUGCAAUGCAGUGUGCAAGAAGAUGGUUUGACGACAAUGACUUGGACCAUUUGGCUAACAUGGGCAAGUAUGUGUCAGCCAUGGUGGCGGCCGGUGCCAGGCUUACAUAUUCUCAGCAAGACACCCGCUUCUGGUUCAUAGUCGUCUUGGUCACUUCCUUUGUAGCCACAGUCUAUCAGUUGUACUGGGAUUUUGCAAAGGAUUGGGGAAUUCUCAAUCCGAAAUCCCGAAAUCCAUGGCUCCGAGACGAACUCAUCUUGAAGAACAAAGGCGUCUACUACCUCUCAAUUGUACUGAAUGUGAUCCUAAGAGUUGCUUGGGUGGAGACCGUCUUACAAUUGCACAAAUUGCACAUUAGAAGUGUCGAGUCGAAACUACUAGACUUUCUGUUGGCUUCAUUGGAGGUUAUUCGACGCGGGCAUUGGAAUUUCUACAGAUUGGAGAAUGAACAGUUAAACAAUGUCGGAAAAUACAGAGCUGUAAAGACAGUUCCCCUACCAUUCCGUGAUGCUGACUCCGAUGGCUAAGRCUGAUCAUUCUUGAAUGUAUGGGGCUGGUCCCUAACAAAGCUCGCAUGGAGAGGAUGAUGGUAGUCAAUCAUAUUAUACUGAAGUAUAAUUUGAGAUCUGUCUCAUUCAUCCAAUUGUUCUAAUCUACACUUGUGAAGGUACAAAGUGUAAUUUCCGACGCAUGGUCCCAAGCGACAACAUUCUCGCUCGGCACCUCGACACAUUGUAAUUUGAUUGGUAUAAUGUAAUGUAAUUCUAUUAUCUCGAACCGUAAGUAA
Momordica charantia (bitter melon) is the source of this 2348-nucleotide messenger RNA. RefSeq names its product phosphate 1 (gene PHO1). Gene Ontology annotation, cellular component: membrane. The record is from RefSeq and is a predicted model, not a curated record. NCBI's taxonomy places the organism in Eukaryota, Viridiplantae, Streptophyta, Magnoliopsida, Cucurbitales, Cucurbitaceae. Gene Ontology annotation, biological process: cellular response to phosphate starvation.